Molecule: messenger RNA, 651 nt
Organism: Vicia villosa (hairy vetch)
Lineage: Eukaryota; Viridiplantae; Streptophyta; Magnoliopsida; Fabales; Fabaceae
Product: protein PELPK2-like
Exons: 1
Coding region: 61-417 (118 amino acids)
Source: RefSeq, a predicted model, not a curated record
CUCAAGAAAUAUACGCACAAACUAAUCAACUCAAAGCAAAAUCAACUAAACAUUUUUGCCAUGGCUUCCUAUAGUUCCUUCAUAAUAUUGGCAAUUUUCAUUGCUAUUUCCAUCUCAAACAUGGAAACUAUCAAAGCAACUCGUCAUCUUCUACAAACAACAAAUCCAACAACACCAACACUUCCAAAACCAUCAUUGCCACCUUUGCCAACCAUCCCAACAUUACCUCAAGCAAAUGUUCCACCUUUGCCUACAUUACCAAAACCUACUCAACCCUCAAUUCCUAGUACAAUCCCAACCAUUCCAACUCUUCCACAGUUCACUCUUCCACCACUUCCUAACAUUCCUACUACAAUCCCAAUCACUAUGCCAUCAUUCCCCUUCUUUUCUCCACCACCUUCAAAAACAUCCCCUUGAAGAAUGAAGUUCAUGUCAAGUGUUUUUAUAGAUAUAUUCACCAUAUUAUACAUUGUUGGUUUAUUGUUGUUGUGAAAUAUUAGUUUUAUUUUUUGUGUGUAAUUUUCUUUGUUUUAAACUUUUAUUCAAGACUUGUGUGCAUGGGAUGUUAGUCCCUAUAUUCAUUACUUUAUGUACUUUAGUUACUAUUGUUAUAGGGUCACACUUUUAUAAUAAAUAAAUGUUAUGUUUCAU